Monosiga brevicollis MX1 is the source of this 732-nucleotide messenger RNA. RefSeq lists its product as uncharacterized. The transcript has a single exon. The record is from RefSeq and is a predicted model, not a curated record. Gene Ontology annotation, biological process: protein ubiquitination. The coding region runs from base 1 to 732 and encodes 243 amino acids. Gene Ontology annotation, molecular function: ubiquitin protein ligase activity. Lineage: Eukaryota; Choanoflagellata; Craspedida; Salpingoecidae.
AUGCGUGCCAUCGCGCACGCCACGCCGACGACCGACAUUGUUCGCAUCACCAUGGUCAUUUUUCUUUUGGAUCGGGCCGAACCCGAUCUGAGCUUGCGGCUGGCCUGCUAUGGGCAGCCCUUUGUGAUCAUGGCCGCUCGCGCCCUCCUCCUUCGCAAUCAGGAGCACUCACCCUGGUACAUUUUGCGACAAGCCCUGGUCUAUCCACUUCUCGCCACCUAUCUUCUUCCGGUCAUGCACGCAGUCAACCUGGACACGCCCAUCCAAGUCGUUGCCGCCACUCUGCUCCAGCACGAGUUUUUGGCACAAAAAGUCAUUGAGGUGCUGGAUGACAAUCGCCUUGACUUUCAGCAAUUCGUCUUGGAGAUGGCCGAGCUGGUGGCCGACCAUGCCGUGAGGGUGUGGCAUGAUAUUCAGGGCACCCUGACCUUGGUGCUCACCUCGGCGGGCCGCCACUAUUGGCAAGCACGCUAUCGCGAGUACAUGCAUGGUGAUGCCCUGACCUAUGAUCGUCAGCCCUAUUUUGACGUCAGCCGCCAUGGCGAGUGCUGCGUAUGCUCCGACCGCCGUGUCGACGUCGUCGUCCUGCCCUGUCAACACGUCUGUGCCUGCAGCCUAUGUUUGCACCAUCUCAAUGUCCGACAUCAAGGGCCAGAGCCCGCGGGCUGCCCUUACUGUCGUCAGCCCAUUGAUCAGCUCGCCCCGCUCCGCGCCCAAGUCCCGCAAGCGUAG